AUGACCGGGAUACCAGUCUCUGACUGCAGUGAAAAUUGCCCAGUGGGGCAUUGGAAGGCCAGUAUGACUGGACAACCCAUCUGUUGCUUUACCUGUAUUCCUUGUGCUGAAGGGGAAAUCACUAAUCAAACUAGUACAACAGAAUGCCUAAAAUGUCCAGAUAAAAACUGGCCCAAUGAGAAACAGGACCGUUGUAUACCAAAAACUAUUGAAUUCCUUUCCUAUGAAGAUGCAUUGGGAGUAACACUGACUAUCAUAAUUGCAUUUUCUGCAUUGGUCUCUAUUUCAGUUCUCAUCAUCUUUUAUAAAAAUAAUGACACUCCUAUUGUCCGAGCAAAUAAUCAGACUUUAAGUUAUCUUCUUCUGGUGUCACUGAUGGUGUGUUCUCUCUGCUCAUUUGUUUUUAUUGGCAAACCAAACCAAAUUAAUUGUCUGCUUUGUCAGACAAUCUUUGGUAUUAGCUUUGUAGUAUGUGUGUCUUGUAUACUUGCAAAAACUAUUAUGGUUGUUAUUGCUUUCAGGUCAACUAAACCAAACAGCAAGUUAACUAAGUAUGUAGGCCCAGUAAUCCCAAACAUUAUAGUAUUUGUACUUACAUUCUUUCAGGUCAUACUCUCUUGUGUAUGGUUGGCAAUCACUCCCCCAUUCCCUGAGGAGAAUAUGAAAUCACAAAUGGGGAAGAUUAUUCUUGAAUGCAACGAAGGGUCAUUAAUUGCAUUUUGGUGUAUGCUGGGAUACCUUGGAUUACUUGCCUUUGUAUGCUUUAUAGUAGCCUUUCUGUCCCGUAACUUGCCAGACAGCUUUAAUGAGGCUCGUUAUAUAUCAUUCAGCAUGCUGGUGUUUGUAAGUGUCUGGUUAUCCUUCAUCCCUGCCUAUCUCAGCACAAAAGGGAAGUACAUGGUGGCUGUUGAGAUAUUUGCCAUUCUUUCCUCUAGCAUGGGUGUGUUGCUUUGUAUUUUUGCACCUAAAUGUUAUGUUAUUAUUUUCCAUCCUGAAAUGAAUACAAAGCAAUACAUUAUGGGGAGAAGUUCAUCACAGGUGAGAUAAUUCUAAGUCCUCUUUUUCAGGUUGAUGUCAUGGCUAUUACCAUAGCAGUUUUCCGAACAUCAGUCAAGGCAAAAUAAGAGUUAAUUUGUUGGCACUCACUUCCAGUUCAGUAAAAAGGACAGUCUGUAUUUGUGUAGUUUAACUUCCUGUGGUGCUUUACAUUUUAGCUAAUAUAUCUUUUCUACCAGAGGCACUGACCAUAUAAGCCACCUGCCUAUAGGUGGGAGGCCUUUUGGGGUAACUGCAUAUAUGGAAUGCAUAACAAAACCCUUGUAUCUCCCCAAUGCAUAUUAUCCCCUUGGGCCCUGUUGCACAUGUGCAGUGAAAAGUACUGCUUAAACUCACACAUCGUUUGACUGAAGCAGCUGUAAUGCAGUCAUCAUAGACCUCCAUGCAGUUUUGCUAGAAAUGGCCUAGCGUGGAUUAAUAAGCACUACA
This is a messenger RNA of Protopterus annectens (West African lungfish), 1485 nucleotides long. RefSeq names its product vomeronasal type-2 receptor 26-like. The coding region runs from base 1 to 1047 and encodes 348 amino acids. Gene Ontology annotation, cellular component: membrane. The record is from RefSeq and is a predicted model, not a curated record. NCBI's taxonomy places the organism in Eukaryota, Metazoa, Chordata, Ceratodontiformes, Protopteridae. Gene Ontology annotation, molecular function: G protein-coupled receptor activity. The transcript has 3 exons. Gene Ontology annotation, biological process: G protein-coupled receptor signaling pathway.